This is a messenger RNA of Drosophila hydei, 1577 nucleotides long. RefSeq lists its product as uncharacterized. The transcript has 3 exons. NCBI's taxonomy places the organism in Eukaryota, Metazoa, Arthropoda, Insecta, Diptera, Drosophilidae. Bases 446 to 568 code for a protein of 40 amino acids. The record is from RefSeq and is a predicted model, not a curated record.
AGAGUGCGUAUUAAUUCAGUAGAUUUUUUGCGGCUCCAAAAGUCGGACGUGUUCGUGGUUAUUUAUUUUAUUUUUUUUGUAAAUGCAAACACUUGCCAACAUUAAAUACGUGUACUGCAUUUGUUUAUAAGUGAGCGUGCAAUGAAUGCGAAUGCAACUGUAUUCGUUGUUACUAAGUGCGAUUGAGGACCAAUAGCAAAGACCGACAGCAACAACUACAAGUGAACAACACACAACAACAAUAACAACUAAAGCUGAAAUAGAAACAGAAACAACAACAACGCUUCUUUAGCGCAACUGAUUGAACUCCUCUCUCGCCGCCUGUGACACGACAACACAAAACAAAACACAACUCAACUGUUGUUAUUAUUGCUGCUGCCUGACCAAGGAAGAUCCAUAGCCAGCGAACGAAUUAUAAUCUAAUGAGACAACAACCCGCACGACUAUGACGGAGGAAAUAACCGGCAAUUGGAGCUAUUAUGUGUAUAUAUCACUAACAUUGGUUCCAGUCUAUUUGGCAUUUCAGCUCAUUAAGUUUUUGGGCUGGCAGCUAUUUGUGAACAACUGAGCAAAUAGCCAACAUACAGCCAACAACAAGAACGAUAACUAAAAAAACACUUGCCAGACUACAGACAGCAGCCAACAGCGAGCAGACAGCAGUCAGCAGCCAGCAGCCAACAGCCAACAGAAGAGUCAUAAUCACAAUUGAAAUUGGAAUUGCAGUUGAGAGUUUCGAGCUGAAGCCGAAGUUGGAAACUGCUGUUCUAAAAGGUGCGUAGUCACUUGAAGGCAGUCGCCGCUGUCAGUCGAAAGUCGUUGAGUGCGCGUAAAGGAGCGAAGAGUAGUGCUCUGAACACUGAAUACUGCAGGCGUAGCCCAAUUUUGAGCUCUAGGCAGAGAGCCAGGCGAGGCCGGGCCAGGCAGUCGUUGCAUCCAUACACAAACUACGCUCACUGAAAAGGAACCAUCCGGGGGACACGCUGGGCAUAUAAAAAGUAUUAAAACGAAAAGUAAAUACAAAUAGACAGAGAUAGAUAGAGAAAGAGGAAGAGAGAGAGAGAGUGAGUGAGUGAAAGGGUGAAAGAGUUUACGCUGUGGAAGCUAGAGAUCCUUAAGCGCAUGUCCUUUGCACAAGCCGUGGGAGUAUAUAAAACAUAAUUUGCCUAAGUAAAUAUGUUUAAAUUCAAUAAAAAUAGCGCAGUUAGCGCAGAGCACAGAGCAUGAAAGCAACGUAAACGAUAUAAAUAACAAAAUUAACCGGAAAAAAAAGAAACGGAAAAGAGCAAAAAUAACAGAACCCAGGCGCCAGCUGUUAGAAAUUUGUAGUCGAGUGUAGAAUAUUGAAAUCACAGAUUUAGUUGAUGCUACAGCCAGCGCCACAGCCACUGCCACUGCCGGCUGUUGGUCCACGCUGACCGCACAGAGAGUUCCUGAGACGCUGAGGCACAGUCGAGGAAAUGCAAAGCAAUCAACAUCAUAAACAGCAGCAGCAGCGGACAAAGGAACAGAAACAGGAGCUCAAGCUGAAGCUAAAGCAAGGCGAAUGCCAAAGACGCAAUCAUAGCCGUGGUAUCUAA